CUCAACUGCAUCAAGCAAUCGGAUACUAUCUUAUAUCAAGUCGUUGACUCCAGGCCUGUUAUUGAUAGUGGUGCUUUGCACAUUGAUAACCAAGUCCAUACGAAUACCAAGUUCUCUCAAGCUCUCAGCCUUCAUCUGUCAGUGGUCUUCCCCACUUUGAAAGAACAUCAUCUUUAGUAAUCUCACCUCAUCACCUAAAGUUUACACAGUUUGUGACUACAAGUAAAAGUCAUGGCUACCACCACAAUUGAGACCACAGCCCCCGUCUCGGCGUUUACAACGGUGCAGCUGAUGACACCGGAUGGACUUGUUUCCCGCCGUGUACGCUGUGGGGCGCCCCGUACUCCGACCCUGGAUGAAAUGCCCGUUAUCGACCUCACCUCGCUUGAUGGGGAUGCGACUGAGCGCAAGGCCAUCGCCACCAAAAUUAAAGCGGCGGCUGAGAAUACUGGCUUCUUUUAUGUCAAAAAUCAUGGGAUUCCUCAGGAAUUGAUCGAGCAAGCUCUCGAACAGUGCAAGGCCUUUUUUGACCAAGAGCAAGAAGCUAAAGAUCGGGUCUCUUUUGAGAAAGCGGGCAAGUUCUGUGGUUAUCACGGCGUCGGAAGCACCCAGAUUAAUAAUCAGGAAACAAGAGACAAGAAGGAAACUUUCUCUAUGCGAUAUGACACUCGCAUCGACCAAACCCACGAGUGCACCGAUGAUAUCAACUCCAACUUCUCGUCCACAGAUUAUGUCUGGGACAGGACAAGCCAUCUCACAAAUUUCCGCCCUGUACUCACCGAGUUCUAUCAAAAGCGUCUUACCCUCGCCCGUAAACUCAUCCGCUUAUUCGCCCUUGCUCUCGACCUACCCGAGGAUUACUUUGACUCCAUCAUCACCACUCCCGGUGCCGAUGCAGUACACAUUCACUACCCCGGCACCGAUGGCAACGCCCAAGAAGUCGACGUGGGUAUUGGCUCACAUACUGACAUUCAGUGCGUGACUCUGCUCUGGCAGGACAUGUCUGGUGGUCUGCAGGUUCUCUCGGCAGAAGAUGAGUGGCUUGAUGCCCGGCCGAUCGAGGGGACCCUUGUCAUCAACAUCGGUGACUUUCUACAGAGACUCUCGAACAAUCGGUUUAAAUCGACCGUUCAUCGGGUGUAUAACCGGCAGAAGACAUCUCGCUACGCUAUGCCCUUCUUCCUGGGAUUCAACCCCGACGCAGUCUGCGAAGUUCUGCCGACCUGUAUUGAUGAAGAGCAUCCACCCCUCUACGAGCCGAUUUCAUGCGGCAAGUGGCGUGACUCUCGUCUAAAGCUGGCAGAAACUCCAGAUAAAAAGGCAGUAUAAUAAACAGCAGCCAUCAAGAACCAGAGGCAGAUAGACGUAUUACAGACUAUUGACGUUUGCAUAUGACGAGUUUAUAUUACAAUCUAAUAUCAGAAGAUGUUAAAUACAGGUUUAUUUAAUAUUUAUAGUUUACGCCUUAUACCUGGAAUGAUAUAUAAUAAUUCUUCUUAUUUCUCG
Fusarium verticillioides 7600 is the source of this 1506-nucleotide messenger RNA. RefSeq lists its product as hypothetical. Bases 232 to 1329 code for a protein of 365 amino acids. Lineage: Eukaryota; Fungi; Ascomycota; Sordariomycetes; Hypocreales; Nectriaceae. The transcript has 3 exons. The record is from RefSeq and is a predicted model, not a curated record.